Messenger RNA from Astyanax mexicanus (Mexican tetra), 1242 nucleotides. It is a transcript of the gene zar1, whose product is annotated as zygote arrest 1. The coding region runs from base 26 to 1036 and encodes 336 amino acids. Gene Ontology annotation, cellular component: cytoplasm. NCBI's taxonomy places the organism in Eukaryota, Metazoa, Chordata, Actinopteri, Characiformes, Acestrorhamphidae. The record is from RefSeq and is a predicted model, not a curated record. Gene Ontology annotation, biological process: translation. Gene Ontology annotation, molecular function: mRNA base-pairing post-transcriptional repressor activity. The transcript has 4 exons.
CGUCGGCUUAGCGAAGAGAGAGAACAUGGCUUCAUACGGAGACGAGUCCCUCGACAGCUAUCUGUACACCUCCUACAACCCUUACUCCUACAGAUGCCCCAGGCCCAAGGGCUGGAGGCACAAGAGCUACCUGGCGGCGUACGGGGACAGCGACAGCUACCUGGACACCUACCACCGCGCGCAGCUCAAGUCCAUCCUGUCCCAGAUUAACCCCAACCUGACGCCCCGCCUCAGGAAGGCCAACACCCGGGACGUGGCCGUGCAGGUCAACCCCAGGGCGCACGUGUCCAUCCAGUGCUCGCUGGGGCCGCGCACGCUGCUGCAGGUGCGCAGGCGCGACAGUCCGCGCGCGCGCAGGAUUGACGGUCAGACCCCCGGCAGCCCCGGUUCCUCCAGCAGCGGCGGCGGGAGCCCGGGGGGCGUCCGGUUCCCGCGCACUCAAGCAGUGUACUCCCCCAUAGCCAGCAGGGGCCUGGCCUCCUUCCUUCAGGAGGAGGAGGAGGAGGAGGAGGAGGAGCGCAGGGGAGCAAAGGAGGAGGAAGAGGAGAAACAGCAGCAGCAGGAGAACAAAGAGCGCAGGAGCUCCAAACAAGCCAAAGAUGAGCUUAGUCCCGACAAAAGCAUGGAAGGAAGUGAGCAGACUGGAGUUGUGGAUGGAAGUAAGAGUGAGGCUGAGAAGAGUGGGCAGGAGGAGUCCAAGAUCAAGGGCAGAGUGAGGUUUCAGUUUCUAGAACAGAAGUACGGCUACUACCACUGCAGAGACUGCAACCUGCGCUGGGAGAGUGCAUAUGUGUGGUGUGUUCAGGGCACAAACAAGGUCUACUUCAAGCAGUUUUGCAGAACAUGUCAGAAGUCAUUCAACCCAUACCGUGUAGAGGACAUAACCUGCCAAAGCUGUAAGAAGGCACGCUGCACUUGCCCUGGAACAGCACGUCAUGUUGACCCUAAAAGACCUCACAGACAGGACCUGUGUGGUCGCUGUAAAGGCAAACGGCUCUCCUGUGACAGCACCUUCAGUUUCAAGUACAUUAUAUAACCCUUGUGGUGGAGGUUCCUGCACUGCUGUUUUGCCCCACUGCUUGGCUGUGGGUCUUGGAAUCAACAGCAAGCCUCAAGUGGCGAGACUAGUCCUUGUUAGAAGAGACCCAGGACAAGGACCUGAGCUCUGGGAUUUGUUCAUGUUGAUCAGCAGGGUUUUGCAGGAACCACUUCAGAAAAGUGAAAUAAAGGCAAUAACAGCAA